GUGGAAUGGUUUGCAAGCUCUUAUUCUUCAAGAAUGUCCUUAUGCAUAUUAUGUACAUUGUUUGGCUCAUCAGUUACAAUUAGCUCUUGUUGCUGCAUCUAAAGAUUCAAGUGAUGUUCAUGCUUUUUUUCAAAACUUGAGUAGGAUUGUUAAUGUUGUGUGUUCUUCUUGCAAACGCAAUGAUGAGUUACAUGAUGCUUAUGAGACUGAAAUUGCACGUUUGGUUGCAAAUGAUGAGAUUGAAACUGGGAGGGGAGCUAAUCAAAUUGGCACACUACAAAGACCUGGAGAUACUAGAUGGAGUUCUCAUUUCAAUUCAAUAUGUAGCCUUCUACGCAUGUUUAAUGCAACUACUUCAGUUCUUGAAGAUUUGGUGGUUAAUGGAACUGGCUCUCAACGAGGUGAUGCUACUUAUGCUUUCAGAGUAUUGAUGUCUUUUGAAUUUGUUUUCAUUUUACAUGUUAUGAAAGAAAUUAUGGGAAUCACAGACAAGCUUUGUCAAGCUUUGCAGCAAAAGAAUCAAGACAUUGUGAAUGCUAUGUGUUUGGUUUCUAGCACAAAGUCACUAAUUCAAAAGUUAAGGGAUUUUGGUUGGGAUUCUCUUUUAGAAAAUGUUAACUCUUUUUGCAAUAGCCGAGGUGUACCAAUUCCUGAUAUGAGUGCUACUUACUCUGACAUAAUUCGAACUCGGCUUAAAAAGGAUUCUGUGACAGUUGAGCAUCAUUAUCGUGUAGAUAUAUUUACUGCAGCGAUAGAUUAUCAAUUGAAAGAAUUGAAUAGUAGAUUCAGCGAGCAAUCAACUGAACUUCUUAUGUUGAGUGUAGCUUUGGAUCCUAAAGAUGCAUUCAAAUCAUUUAAUGCUUGUGAUAUUUGUAGUCUAGCUAAGAAAUUUUACUCUUCAGAUUUUUCUGACCAAGAAAUGAUUCAUAUGGAAUAUGAAUUGCAACAUUAUGAGUUUGAUGUGCCAAAGGAUCCCAAAUUUCAUAAUUUGUCAACUCUUGGUGAAUUAUGUCAAAAACUAGUAGAGGUUGGCAAAUCAAAUGUUUAUCCUUUAAUUGAUCGAUUGAUACGACUUGUUCUUACUCUGCCCGUGUCAACAGCAACUACAGAACGUGCUUUUUCAGCUAUGAAGAUUAUAAAAACAAGUUUGCGCAACAAGGUUGAGUGUUUUUUAGAAUUUUUCUACUAAAAAUAAAGAAUAUUUCUCAUUAAAGAAGCACGUUCUGUAGUUGCUGUUGACACGGGCAGAGUAAGACAAU
This is a messenger RNA of Cajanus cajan (pigeon pea), 1259 nucleotides long. Lineage: Eukaryota; Viridiplantae; Streptophyta; Magnoliopsida; Fabales; Fabaceae. The record is from RefSeq and is a predicted model, not a curated record.